This is a messenger RNA of Haplochromis burtoni (Burton's mouthbrooder), 1836 nucleotides long. It is a transcript of the gene chrnd, whose product is annotated as cholinergic receptor, nicotinic, delta (muscle). NCBI's taxonomy places the organism in Eukaryota, Metazoa, Chordata, Actinopteri, Cichliformes, Cichlidae. Gene Ontology annotation, molecular function: acetylcholine-gated monoatomic cation-selective channel activity; transmembrane signaling receptor activity. The record is from RefSeq and is a predicted model, not a curated record. The transcript has 12 exons. Gene Ontology annotation, biological process: regulation of membrane potential; signal transduction; monoatomic ion transmembrane transport. Bases 143 to 1660 code for a protein of 505 amino acids. Gene Ontology annotation, cellular component: synapse; postsynaptic membrane; neuron projection.
GUUUGUCACUCUGCCUCUCGGGUUCUGGCAGCAGGUCGGUGGGUGAAAGGGCUCUGGACCUCUCACUUCCACUCAGCCAUGGAGCUUCAGCGUGCAGCACUGGCCACUCUGUUCCUGCUCACACUGCUGUCGUCGGAGUGCAAUGGCAGGAACGAAGAGGAGCGUGUUAUUGAAUACGUGUUCAAAGAGAUGGGAUACAACAAGGAGCUGCGCCCCGUCGAGAAGCAGCAGGAUGUUGUCGAUGUUAACCUCGCCCUCACGCUCUCCAACCUCAUCUCUCUGGUUCGCAGCUUCUAAAGAAGUAGAUGAGACGCUGCUGACGAACGUGUGGCUGGAAAUUACGUGGACUGACUACCGGCUGACGUGGAAUUCCACAGAGUUUGGUGGCAUUGAGAUACUCCGGCUGCCGCCCAGCAUGGUGUGGCUGCCGGAGAUCGUUCUGGAAAACAAUAAUGAUGCCCAGUUUGAAGUGGCCUACUACAGUAAUGUACUGGUGUAUGAAAAUGGUUUCUGCUACUGGUUGCCACCGGCCAUCUUCCGCUCCUCCUGCUCCAUCAACGUCAGAUACUUCCCCUUCGACUGGCAGAACUGCACGCUCAAGUUCACCUCUCUGACCUACAACGCCAAAGAGAUCCGGAUGCUCCUGAAAGAAGAAUACGCCGGAGAAGUCGCCAACUAUACAGUAGAGUGGGUCGUUAUUGACCCUGCUAGCUUUACAGAAAACGGUGAGUGGGAGAUCGUCCACCGGCCAGCCAAGAGAAACAUCUACAAGCACAUCCCCAUGGACAGCAACAAGCACCAGGACAUCACCUUCUACCUGAUCAUCAAACGCAAACCUCUGUUCUACAUUGUCAACAUCAUCAUUCCCUGUGUGCUCAUCUCCUUCCUGGCCUGCCUCGUCUACUACCUGCCCGCUGACAGUGGCGAGAAGAUGACCUUGUCCAUCUCUGUGCUGCUCGCUCAGUCUGUCUUCCUGCUGCUGAUCUCUCAAAGGCUGCCGGAAACUUCCAUGUCUGUGCCGCUUAUUGUUAAGUAUUUGAUGUUCAUCAUGGUGCUGGUUACUGUGGUCGUUUUAAACUGUGUGGUCGUCCUCAACCUGCACUUCAGGACGCCGAGCACGCACGUCAUGACUGAGUGGACCAAGAGGUUUUUCCUCGAACGGUUGCCUCGGCUCUUGCUCAUGUCCCACCCUGCGGAGGCAGAGCCAGCGUGGGAUGGAGCGUUGCCGCGACGAUCGAGUUCAGUGGGUUACAUCGCCAAAGCGGACGAGUACUACACCGUCAAGUCUCGCAGCGAGCUGAUGUUUGAGAAACAAUCGGAGAGACACGGCUUCACCACUCGAGUCACCCAUGCAGCAUUGGUGAAACCCCAGGAUGAUGGAGGUGUGACGGAUCAGCUGUACUCUGAAAUGAAGCCAGCUGUGGACGGAGCGAACUACAUCAUCAAACACAUGCGCAACAAGAACGAAUACAACGAGGAGAAAGAUAACUGGAGCGGCAUCGCUCGCACCGUCGACCGUCUCUGCCUCUUCCUGAUCACUCCUGUGAUGAUCUUUGGCACCAUCAUCAUCUUCUUGAUGGGAGCCUGCAACAGUCCUCCACGUCUGCCCUUUGAAGGAGACCCGCAUGACUACAUGGAGAACCAUGCACGUCUGCUGUAGCACAUGAACAAAAGCACCCAACACAGCAGAGAGCGCUGUUACUGUGUUCAUAUCCUGAGGUUUGUUACUCUGUAUGACAAAAUACUGUAGCUGAGUGUGUUUUCUUGUGUUGAAUGAAUAAGUCUGUAUUUGAUUUAAUCCAGGGUUUGUGGUUUGAAUAAAGAUUUAUAAUCAGA